Molecule: messenger RNA, 1860 nt
Organism: Panicum virgatum (switchgrass)
Lineage: Eukaryota; Viridiplantae; Streptophyta; Magnoliopsida; Poales; Poaceae
Product: cinnamoyl-CoA reductase-like SNL6
Exons: 4
Coding region: 600-1571 (323 amino acids)
Molecular function (GO): oxidoreductase activity, acting on the CH-OH group of donors, NAD or NADP as acceptor
Source: RefSeq, a predicted model, not a curated record
UUUCCUUGUUUUAUUCACGUGGAAGAUCUUGCACGCACGCGUGCGCGCUCGUGGUGAGUUGCGGCAGGGCGCUGACCACCGGAAGCCAAGGGGAAGAGGAGCCACAUGCGCCAGCUACCAGCUACCCACUGGGUAUGGUGGUGGUGGUAUCCAUGCGCUGCCAUCCCGCCCGCGCGCGCACCGCCGCUGGCUGCGCGUCCGCCUCCUCCCCAACCGCCCAAGUAAACACCACACCCCGCCGCCCCAAUCCGUAUCGUAUCCCACCACCACCUGUACUCGUGCUCGUGUAGCAGCAGCCGGGGCAGGGCGGCGCAACAGAAAACCAGACGCCACGCCACGCCCUUUGAAUGCCUGCCCUGCCCCUGCCCUCUGACCCGGCUCGGACUCCGUCUCCGCCUCGCCCCUGUCCUCCUGUGCCGGCCCGGCAACGGGCCCGUCACUUUUAUAUACUCCCCGCCUCACCUUCCCCUCUUGGCAGCAGCCGGCGGAUCAUCAUUUUGGCCCCGUGAAUCCACCCCCCCCCCCAUCACCGCCUCACCGGCCGCGGCCUAGUCCACUCCACCACUCCCUCCUCCUCCGGGCGUCGGAAGCAGGCGACCAUGUGCCCGGGGUCGGUGGACGCGGCGCCGGCGGCGGGGAAGAGCGUGUGCGUCAUGGACGCCGCGGGGCCGCUGGGCCACGCACUCGUCGACCGCCUCCUCCGCCGGGGCUACACCGUCCACGCCGCCACGUACGGCCUCGGGGGGGACGACGGCGGCGCGGAGGCGGCCGCCCUGCGCAAGCAGUACCUGCCGCGCGGCGCCGGCGACGCGUACGGGCACCGCCUCAAGGUGUUCCGGGCCGAUCCCUUCGACUACCACGCCAUCGCCGACGCCGUCCGCGGGUGCGCCGGCGUCUUCUGCAUGUUCAACACGCCCGACGACCAGGCGCAGUGCGAUGAGUUGACGGUGGAGGAGGAGGAGGUUCGCGCGGCGCACAACGUGCUGGAGGCGUGCGCGCAGACGGACGCCAUGGAGCGCGUCGUCUUCACGUCCUCCGUCACCGCCGUCGUCUGGACCGGCGACGCCGACAAGGAGGACGGGCACCUCGCCGUCGACGAGAGGUGCUGGAGCGACCUCGCCUUCUGCAGGAAAUUCAAGCUGUGGCACGCCCUGGCCAAGACGCUCUCGGAGAAGACGGCGUGGGCGCUGGCCAUGGACCGGGGCGUCGACAUGGUGGCCAUCAACGCCGGCCUGCUCACGGCGCCGGGGCUCACCGCCGCGCACCCCUACCUCAAGGGCGCCCCCGACAUGUACGCCGCCGGCGUCCUCACCACCGUCGACGUCGACUUCCUCGCCGACGCGCAUGUCGCCGCCUACGAGUGCCCCACCGCCUACGGCAGGUACCUCUGCUUCAACAACGCCGUGUGCCGGCCCGAGGAUGCCGUCAAGCUCGCGCAGAUGCUCUCGCCGGCCGCGCCACGCUCGCCACCAAGUGACGAGCUGAAGGUGAUCCCACAGAGGAUCCAGAACAAGAAGCUCAACAAGCUGAUGCUGGAGUUCGCCAGCGGGGUAUACGGGAAGCUGGACUAGGGAUUCCCUGUACUUAUUCAGUUGAUUAAUUAUAUUUAUAUCCCACAGAUGCAACUAGGGUUGUAUUCUUUUGUAUCUACUAGUAGUGGUUGUAUUCUUUUGUUUCCCCUCAGAAAGGGGAAAUUUGUUUGGUUGGCCAGAUGCACACGCUGUGUGCCCUUACAAGGGUAUUUGAGUGAUCCAUUGCCAAGAAAAGUAUCUAGAUUGAAUAAAGGGGCAAAUAAAAUUGCAGUACUGUUACUGCCUGUGUACAGCUAAUAUGAUGGAGAAAUGCUCAACCUUUAUUCUA